Messenger RNA from Mya arenaria, 2474 nucleotides. RefSeq lists its product as uncharacterized. The record is from RefSeq and is a predicted model, not a curated record. Gene Ontology annotation, biological process: regulation of apoptotic process. The transcript is spliced from 3 exons. NCBI's taxonomy places the organism in Eukaryota, Metazoa, Mollusca, Bivalvia, Myida, Myidae. The coding region runs from base 165 to 1808 and encodes 547 amino acids.
UAAGUUUCACAUUGUAGUCAGAGAUAGUUAACGAUGUUUAAUUUCAGCUGUUAGUCAGAAGUGAACGAUAAAAACAUAGUUGAAUAAGUAAACUUCCUAACAAGUGAUAUAAAACAUUUAUGAAUGUUUGAUGUGAUAUUAUUUACAUUGUUACAUGUGCCUGCAUGAUAGGAAUACUAAACAUGGCGAAUUCAAAUAGUUCGAUAGAGCAAUGGACAAGAACGGUAGAUAAGAAACUCGGCAACUUAGAAACGCAAAUUAAAGAAAUAAACAAGAAUGUGGAAAUAUUGCUGAAAACCGUUAAAGCGCCAAAACCAAGAACGAGGCGUUCAAAUACCCGAAAACCUUUGGACUUUCCCGAUCUUGACAUCAGACAGUUGCAACACCUUCAGGAGGCUAUCAAAGUAAAUCUGUGUGCGUUUGUAGAUAAUUUGACACUAGAGGGAGGAGAGGUCCUAGACAGACUAGUUGAAGAAAGUUGCAUAAACGAUGAAGAGUACCACAGUAUUCGAGCUCGAUCGACGCCAAAGGAUAAGUGUAGGUUAUUGAUGGUCAAAAUAAAGAACAAAGCUCCUCAUGUAAUCCAAAAGUUUUUGAAAGUUUUAGAAGACGAGCCUGUAAAUGCUCACAUUGUACAAAAGGUAAAUGAAUCUCUUGAACAAAUUACAAAAACGAAAGCCACCAGGAAGUGUUUGAUCUGCAUCAUGAAAGCUACAGUAGACAUAAAAGAUAUUGCGGAUGAACUUCUCAGCAAAGAAAUGAUACAGGAUGAACUGUAUGAGGAGAUAGUACAAGCUGAAAGCCCACAGAACUUACGUCCACAUUUUUGGGAAUGUAUUAUUGAACACAUAAAGGGUUCGUCAGAUCAACGGAAUGAUAUCAAAGUCUUAAUUGAGUGUCUGAAAAAGCAAUAUUCUCAUAUAGCGUCAUGUCUAACUGACGUAGAAUGUCAUACGGUACUCCAAUGUUGCUUCUGUACAUAUCGCAGACGUAACAAGGGCAAAAGGCUACGAGAAAGCUACUUCGAAAAUGAAACGGAUGCUAGUGCGACAUCAGAAAGAUCAGAGUUUAGUGACAGUGAGAGUUUACAGUCAUCUUACUAUGGUUAUCAUGAAGAGGAGGAGGUAACCAUGAGGCCUAAAGAAAGAAGGUCUGCAGACAGAAAAAAGAAAAUACAAGAAUUUAAUACUUUCCUAAAAAACGACUAUAAUCCAAACGAGAUGCUAAAGGAUGCUGAAGAAACUGAUGUAAAACAAACUGCUUCACGUAAAAGUAGAGUAGUAUUUUAUGACAUUAAAGAAGUUAAUGAUGAAAAGACUAGUCCAACGCAUGAAACUUCCGUUACCCGUCCAUUUAUACAGGUUCAACAUGAACAAGUUCAAGAAAAAGAUCAAUCUGAAAGGGUUAUUUAUGACGGUCAAGCUAAAGGUGCACAAUAUAGAGAAAAUACAACACAGACAUCAAUUGAAGGUUUGCAUCAUGAAAUCGACGACAAAUGUUCACAGAGUGAUGACAUAAGUCAGAAUGGUCCACGUGCCAUGUCAUACAAAGAUACAUCUGCAAAACUGGAAAAGCACAGUGUGAGAGACGUGAAAUAUGACUCAAAUGCCUCAGCUAAGAAUGCGUAUGUAAAUACUAGUAUACCAUAUUUAGACUUCCGCUUUGGAAAAAGGCGUGACGAUAAAGAUUACAAUGGGUCAACAAAGGCGACUUCCAUACUCGGUGCCAAUAAGAUUUCUAGCGACUCUGAAUCUAAAGUGAGAACUAUGAUAAGUUUAUUCACAGAAAAAGCUUCUAAGCACUCUUAGUGGUAUGCAAUAGUUAUCCAUGAACAGAUAAAGAAAUUAUGAAUAACCUUUUACUUUGCAGCAAACCAUAGUGUGUGUUUUUUGCAAUUAUCUUCAAGAUAAAUUAAAAUGCAGAUUAUGUCUUUGGUUAUAACAUGUACAACAUGUUUAAAAUUAUGAUAUUCCGUAGAUUUCUAUGCUCGGCACCCCAGCGUAUCAUAACCUAUAUGAUACCCUGGGCAAAUUGGCUAGGGAAACUUCGUAAAUCUUGAAUAUUUAUAAGCAUUUUCCGACCAGUGAAAUAGCCGAUAAUAAAAAGGAAAGAAUCUCCUUUGUGAAGAGCUAUCGGCAUCUUUAACAAUAUCCUGCCUAAAACGAUUUGUAAGCCGCGAUCAUUUUGGAUUAUUUCGAACCGAGAUUACAUCCAUAACUUCUCGGUCAUUUCCGCACCGCAUGAGGUGUGUCUCAUGCGACCAAUCAAGCGGCUGGAUUUCACCUUAUUAAUUAUUUAUGAGUACGAGAUUUUUAUAGCUGAUUUGCCAUAUAGGUUAUGAUACGCUGCGGUGCCGAGGAUGUUAAUUUCCUGUUGUUAUAUGUUAUAUGUUAGGAGGAUGCAUAUUAAUGGAUAAAAUGCCGCUGUUUUUGUUGUUGUUACUGUUAAUGUUGAUAAAGAGGAUGUUAAAUUUA